AUGAGCCGGUCCUUGAUGAGUCGCCUUCCUCAGGCACUUGCCCUUUUUGCGGGCUGUCUUAGUGUUUCUGCAGCUCAAUCUUCCGCUGAGGACUUAUGGCCACUUCAAACUUAUAAGAGCUCUUCAAUCCAGACGCCCGUUAUGAAUGUCACAAAGAUGGGCCAGACGGAACCAGGAUAUCUCUUCUUCACCCCCGAGGAUAUAAUUCGUGGUGACGGUUACCCGGCGAUAUACUCUGAUGACGGCCAAUUGGUCUGGCAAGGGCCCAAUGCGAGCUACUCAGCCCUCCAGCCACAGAUGCUGGACGGUGAGCCCGUUAUUGCUCUGUGGACCGGGUAUGCCGGUCAAGGCUUUGGAUUUGGGCACAUCAGCAUUCUAAACAGUUCAUACGACGAGAUCCACCGGGUCACCCUGAGCUGCAAGGAACAGAACUUUGUCACCGUCUUUGAAUCAAUGGAGUUUGACUCUUGCAUCGAUAUCCAUGAAAGCCAGUUUACCGACAGCGGCACUAUAUUGGUCACUGCAGUGAAUGUCACACAGGCUGAUUUGAGCUCAGUCGGUGGACCUAAAGAUGGUUGGAUUCAGGAUGGUCUUAUCUAUGAAAUCGAUAUCAAGACCAACGAGAUUUUGUUCCGUUGGAGUACGCAUGAACAUCUUGACGAGGCUCCUUUGAGCGAGGUCUAUGCUCCACUUGAGGGCUCCGGUGGUAAUAAGACCGAUCCCUAUGGAUAUCCUCAUCUCAACGCUGUCUACAAGUAUGGCGACGACUAUCUCGUGUCCUCGCGAUAUAUGUGCAGUGUUUUCUUCAUUGCUCCCAACGGUACCCUCAACUGGCACCUUCAUGGCCGAACCGGCGGUGAUUUCCAUCUGGGCCUCGGGACCAGCUUCUGCUACCAGCACGAUGUCCGGUUCGAGUCGCAAACACCCGAACGUGUGACUUUGAGCAUGCACAACAAUGAUAACACCGAUUUCACUGGUGCAACAGCCCUCACUACCGGCCUUGUCCUGGACGUCGAGCUGCAGGGAUCCAAGCAGGUGACCCUCAAGAGUCGAAUGUGGGAUGCCGAUGAGCCGGUAUACGCUCAGUCGCAAGGUAGUUACCAGGUUCUUGGAAACGGACACGUUCUUCAAGAUCACGGUGCUACACCCAAGAUUGAGGAGUAUGAUGAGAAUGGUCGGAUCGUGAUGCGUGCUCGUUUCGGUUACGAUAAUACCAUGCAGACCUACCGCGCUUACCGGUAUCCCUGGGUUGGCCGGCCCUCCACCAAGCCUAGUGUGGUUGCUUGCCCGUCUAGCAAGAGUGGGAAGACGGCUGUGUAUGUGAGUUGGAAUGGAGCAACUGAUGUACAGUCGUGGAAGGUGUACUCUGGUUCUCAAGUGAAGAAGACUGCCACACGGAACGGCUUUGAGACUACUAUUCUCGUGGAUGGUCUGUCAAGCAAGGAUCAGAUUGUCGUCGAGGCUGUGGGUGGUGUUAAUGAUGGCGAGAGAUCUGCUACUGUCACUAUUGGGCAGGGCUGCUAG
Messenger RNA from Penicillium cataractarum, 1524 nucleotides. Its product is annotated as arylsulfotransferase family protein. The record is from RefSeq and is a predicted model, not a curated record. The transcript has 2 exons. The coding region runs from base 1 to 1524 and encodes 507 amino acids. NCBI's taxonomy places the organism in Eukaryota, Fungi, Ascomycota, Eurotiomycetes, Eurotiales, Aspergillaceae.